Messenger RNA from Paramecium sonneborni, 2298 nucleotides. NCBI's taxonomy places the organism in Eukaryota, Ciliophora, Oligohymenophorea, Peniculida, Parameciidae. The record is from the annotation of a GenBank genome assembly.
AUGAGAUAAAGAGCAGAGACCAUAACCUUUAAAUAAGUUGUGUUUAAAUUAAAAUGCCAAUUAGAAUAACCUAAAUAAAUAUACUUCAAUCUAAAAAGAAAGGAUGUACCUAGUGAUACAGAAGAAGUCUAAUAAUACAAUAUGGAAUUGGAGGCAUAACAGGAUUAAAUUUUCACAUAUUCUAUUAGUGUUUAGGUUUAAACCAAAAUUAGAUAUGAAUAUCAAUAUUUAAUUGAAAAAGAAAUGGAAUAGGGUUUUAGAGGUUUUGAAUUUAGUUAAGAUGAUCCUUUAAAUGUAGAUGAAUGGAAUAAAUAAUGGUGUAAAUAUAAAUUUACUUUUGGUGAUGAUCAAAUGUUUUUAGAGGGUUAUAAUACAAAUGUUAGAGAUUAAGGAAAUCAUAAUUUGAUUAAAUUAGAAAGGACUCGCAAUAAUAAGAAUAUAAUUGGGUAAGAGUUAGUAGAUUUAAACAGAGAUUAAAAAAAUAGACAAUUAUGUUUUAUUUAAAAGGAUUUAAUGGGACGAGAGGAAAAUAUAGGAGAAUAUUUACAAAUUAUCAAUCUUGCUAAGGUUGAUAAAUUUAAUUCUAAUUUUAUCUUUGUUGAAUUUAAAGAAAUAGAUGUAAAAGCUAAAUAAAGAAUGAAUAGUUAUUCAAGACUUUUUCAAAAUUGUAAAAUACUACAAUAUAAAUAUGAAGAUUUAUAAUCAAAAUUUACAAAUUCUGGAUUAGUUGCUUCAGAAUAAAAUAUUCAAUAAUUAAAAAAUCUCUAUGAAAAAAAAAUCUUAGAAUAGAAUCAAAGUCAUACUUAAAAAAUUAUUGAAUUAGAAAACAAAUUUUACAGUGAGUAAAAAGAAAUUAUGAAAAACAAUCAACAAUAACUUUAAGAAUAACAAAAAAGAAUGGAAUAAGACUUUGAAAGAUUUAAAGAUUAUUCAGAAUAACUUAUUUAAAGAUAUAUUGAUGAAAAUGAAAAAGCUAAUAAAAAAAUUAGAGAAUUUGAAUUUUCAAAAGUUAAUUUCAAGUCUGAAGAAAUUAUAAUUUAUGCAGAUGAUGAUUAUAAUCAAAUGUCCAAAGAAGAAUAAGAUAAUCUUAAGAAACUUUAAGAAUGUUUAAUGGGAUAUGAAUCUAAAAUCAAAUAAAUGAAAGAAGUAUAAGAUUUAUAAUAAGAAAAAUUUGAUGAAUAAAAUUAGAAAAAGGCAAAUGGAAUUAAAAAAGUCAAAGAAUCCUUAGAAGAAAAAUUCAAUGAAUAAAAUAAAAAAAAGGAAAAUGAAAUUAGAUAAGCCAAAGAAUCCUUAGAAGAAUGUAAAGAAAAAUUGAAAUAAUGUUUGAAAUCUAUAUAAGAAAAAGAUGAAGAAAAAGAAAAAUAAAGUGCUGUUUAAACAAAAUACAAAUCGAAAUUGUAAGAUGUUUAAAAAAAAUUGGAGAAUUAAGAAAAUAAUUUAAAUGAUUACAUUAAAAAAAUAAAGGAAUUAGAAGAUAAAUAUGAAUAAGAAUAAACUUAGAAUAGAAAACAAAAAGAUGAAUUUGAAACAUCGCUGAAAAAAUUAAAGUAAACAUAAGAAGAUUAAAUUAAUUAAUUACAAAAAUAAAAUUAUUCAAUCCUAGAGUAAAACAGUUUAAUUAAUAAAAAAAUGAUUGAUAAUGCAUAAUAAGAAUAUUAAAGAAAUUAGAUUUAGUUGAUUGAUUUGGAAACAAAAUACUAGCAUGAAAAAAUUAUGAAUGAGUUAAAUUCUCUUAAAUAAUUUUAACCACUUGGUGGAUAAGAUAUUUAAUAAAGAUAACAAUUAUUUUUUAAUAAAAUUUAACAACUGAAAAAAUUGUUCGAAGAUUUAGAAGAUGCUUUAUAAAAAUUGUAAGAAGAAAAAAUAUCACAUCUAAAAGACUUAGGGAUUGAAAUUAUAUAAAACAUAAAUUAUUUUAAUCUUAAAAAUUUAGAAGAAUUAAAACAUGAUAAUGUCUUAAUAUAAUUUGAGUAAAUUUGUAAAUUGUAAGCUUUGCUUAAUUUAAUUAUUUCAAACCAAUAAUAAUUAACUAAAAGUUAAGAAGACAACAAUAAUUUUAGUUUUUUUGAAAAUAUUUCAACUGAACUUAAAUCGAAUUUUUCGGAGAUAAGAUAGAUAAAGCAAAGUUUAAAUUAUGAAAAUCGCUCAAUAGUUAUUUAAAGGAAGUAAAAAAAAUCAAAAAAUAAGUUGGAAGAUGUAUUGAGUUAGUUUGAAUAAAACAAGUAAAAAAUAUGGUUGCUGUUGGCAAUAAUCAUAGUUUUAGUUUUUGGUGCAUUAUUUUUCUAAUUCAUAAAUUGA